This is a messenger RNA of Oryza sativa Japonica Group (Japanese rice), 1844 nucleotides long. RefSeq lists its product as uncharacterized. The record is from RefSeq and is a predicted model, not a curated record. NCBI's taxonomy places the organism in Eukaryota, Viridiplantae, Streptophyta, Magnoliopsida, Poales, Poaceae.
GGUCGUGUACCGCAAAACGUCCGAACACACACUAGACCUCCACAGCUCGAGCGAGCCCGACGCGGCGCGGCGCGGCGCGCGUGGGGGCGGAGGAACCGGGAGCUCGGGCCCCGCGCCGCCCUCGGCCUCGCCGCCGCCGCUUCGAUUGCUCACUCGCGCCCCUCGCCGCCACCGCCACCACCGGGAAUGCCGUCGUCGCGCGGGCAACGGCCGCCGCCGCUGCAGCUCGCGGUCGCGUGCGGGUUUGUCCACCUCAUCUGCCUCGCCGCGGUCGCGGGGGGAGGCGGACCCUGCGAGUUCUCCGUCGCUCGCGGAGGCAAGCUCUACAGCUUCAGCCUCGCGUCGCCGACGACGGCGCACCGCCACGGCGUCCUCAGCGAGGACGGGUUUUACAAGGUGGCUGUGAAUAAUUCAGUGCUCUGGUUCCAGCUGUGCGAUCAGAUGAUAUUCAACUUUGACCCGCCAGUUUGUCUUAACUGUGAGGACUGUGGUGGUCCACAAAGGUGUGGUACUCAAUGCAGUGCCCUUGUGUCAAAUAACCGUGGAGGAUAUGAUGUUUGCACAACUAUCGGAAGAGCAUCUAAAUCUCAUAUAUCUCUAAUUGAUGAUAUUAAUCCUCAGAAGGGUGUUGUUGUCAAGAUGUUCUCAUCAAAGUGCUCUAUCUCUGUUUACAUCUAUUGUGAUUCAACUGUAGCCCAUGUAUCGGAUCAAUUUGUACUAUCAGGAAGUUGUGACUAUGCUACAACACUUAGACAUCCUUCUGGUUGUGCACAAUCCAUGUCUGCUUCUGGAAAUGGAUGGGGCUGGUUAGCCACUUCAUUUGUAACAAUUCUGUGCCUUCUCGGAGGGUACAUUUUGAUUGGUUCAAUCUAUAGAUAUUAUUUCCUUGGCAUUCAUUCUGUAGAGGCCAUACCAAACCUGGAAUUUUGGAUCAGCUUGCCACAAACUAUAAAGAGCAUGUUAUUACCUGCAGCACGAGGUCGUAACAGACAGAGUAGAGAUACAUAUGCUCCUGUAGACCAUUGAGAAAUAGGCAUCCAAUGGAACUGUACUGCUCACCGUACAGUUGACAAACAUAUAUGGACUGGGAAGGAGAAAUUUUUAUAUGCCAUUAUGUCAGGAAGAUGACAUUGCAAUCUUCAUCAACAAUCAUUUUGUUCAGAGGAAUUUAUACAGAUAUGUAGCAGUACGUUUUUUACAGUUGUGGGCAACUGCUUGUGCUGUACGCGUGGGCAAGAGAAAAGAUAAGAUUGGGACCUCCAAUGGCUUGUUAUAAAUUUGUUCUAUUAUAACGUGUGGAAGCCACACACUUUUGCCUUGGCCACAACUUUUUGGCAGAUAAAUUGUGAAGUCUAGAAAUCAGUGCAUAGAGGACGGAUGAAUCACUCUUGUGAGGACAUAGUGAAGUAGCAUGAUGUGACUGUAUUCUCAGUAGUGGACCAGAUUAUCAGAGAAGGAUGAAUAUAUGAACACUCACAAGAUCACUUCACUACUCUGAAUUGCUGUUGCGUGAUUGCGUGAUGCACUGCUUUGGAUGCUGGUGCAGAUGCACCGUUCUGAUGUGAUGGGGUGGUCGAAAAUGAGAUUUUAUUGCUUUCAGUCUAGUAGAUACCCUUAUUAUGGUUCCAUGAAAUUUUAGUAGUCACUCAUUCUUGAGUUUGUACUUUGUACUGUUCUGUUUUGUCCUAGGCAGGGCUUGAACCUUUUUGUUCUGAGUUAUAUUGAGGGUUUCAUAUAGAAAGAACCUAUCUAGUAUGGUCUUUGAAUUUGUUGAUCUACAGUAACAAUUACACACUAAUGUGUUGCUGCAUAAACUAACCGAAAAAGGCUCAUUUCUAUGUUGA